Cuscuta campestris is the source of this 2738-nucleotide messenger RNA. NCBI's taxonomy places the organism in Eukaryota, Viridiplantae, Streptophyta, Magnoliopsida, Solanales, Convolvulaceae. The record is from the annotation of a GenBank genome assembly.
ACUAUUCAGAGGCAAAUGUCUGAUCAAUUCAGAUAACAGCUCUUAACCAUUCAGACUCUGUAUAAUACUUAACCAUUCAGAGGCAAAUCUCUUAACCAUUCAGACAUCUGAACCAUUAAGAGGCUGAAACAAACAGUCUGAACCAUUAAGUGCUGAAUCAUUCAGACAUCUGAACCAUUAAGAGGCUGAAACAAACAGCCCCUAAAACUUAAACUCUAACAAUAGUGUUCAUAUUUUAUGUUUUAAGGAAGAUUGGGAUCUUUCUUUCUUCUCCGCUGAACCCAGAUUUUUUUCCGCAGAGAAAUGAGCAAAUACUCAAAAAAGAUUUCAUCUUUCAUUAAUUGCUAAAAGUUAAUGUCAAUCUAGUAAUUCAAGAAGAUCAUCGGAUCACUCACCAUUCUUGCGAUUUAGCUCACCUUUUUUUAGAAGUUUUCGGUUUUAAUGAAGUGGUAGUUUUCCCAGCUCUGGACAUUAAGGCCCUCUCAUUUUCCAUUUGUGUUUCCUCUUCUAAUGGAUAAAAUGUCCGAGGGACUAGAGUUUUAUGAUGAUGCAAGAGACAGAAGAUCAGAUGUUGAUAAUUCAGAAGAUGAGAGGCGACGUUCUGGGAUUGGAGCUUUGAAGAAGAAGGCAAUAAAUGCUUCCAGCAAGUUCACUCGUUCUCUCAAGAAGAGAGGGAAACGCAAAAUAGAUUACAGGGUUCCUUCACUUUCUAUAGAGGAUGUUCGCGAUAUAAAAGAAGAGAGUGCUGUCUAUGAACUGCGCCAAAAUCUUUUUGAGCGCAAUUUACUGCCAGCCAAACAUGAUGACUACCACACACUAUUGAGAUUCUUGAAAGCCAGAGAUUUUAGCAUUGACAAAACCAUUCACAUGUGGGAAGAAAUGCUUAAAUGGAGGAAGGAGUAUGGAACCGACACGAUAUUGGAGGACUUUGACUUCAAUGAGCGGCAAGAAGUGUUGCAAUACUACCCUCAAGGGUAUCAUGGUGUGGAUAGGGAGGGAAGACCUGUAUAUAUUGAAAGACUUGGACAAGCUCACCCAAGCAAACUAAUGCGGAUAACAACAAUAGAACGUUACUUGAAAUAUCAUGUCCAAGAGUUUGAGAGAACAAUACUUGAAAAGUUCCCAGCAUGUUCUGUUUCAGCAAUGAGAAGGAUCUGCUCAACAACUUCUAUAUUGGACGUGCAAGGCCUGGGGAUGAAGAACUUCACGGCGACAGCUGCCAGUCUUUUGGCAGCUGUGACGAAAAUUGACAACAAUUAUUAUCCCGAGACCCUGCACCAAAUGUUUGUUGUUAACGCUGGAACUGGCUUCAAAAAGAUGCUUUGGCCUGCUGCACAGAAGUUUCUAGAUGCAAAGACCAUUGGUAAAAUCCAGCUUUUGGAACCGAAGUCUUUGGGCAAACUGCUUGAAGUAAUUGACCCAAGUCAAUUGCCGGACUUCUUGGGCGGGUCUUGUACUUGUCACACUGAGGGUGGCUGUCUAAAGUCUAACAAGGGUCCUUGGAGUGAUCCCGAUAUAAUGAAGCUCGUGAAUAAUGCGGAAGCAACAUUGGUGAGACAGAUUACUAGGGUAUGCAGCAACCAACAGAAAAUUGAUUCCUAUGUACAUGUCUGCCCACUUAAGGGAAGGAUGGAUGAUAAUAUAUCAAGAAACGAAUCCAUAUCUGAGAUUAUUGACAAUCCACGUUCUCUGGGUGAACAAAGUAGCAGCACGCAUGCAAGGUUCGCCCCUCUUCUUGAAGAAGCAAGGCCAUCAAAUUCGAGUCUUUAUUAUAGUUACGAUGAACCGAGUCAAAGUGAUAGAGAAGUUGGCAGUGGACAAGGACUCCAUUUUCCCGAAGCUAACUCAUCUCAAAGGAAUGAUUUGGAUUCUUUCGCCAAUGGAGCACCAAAUUCUCAAGGAGCCGUUUUGAUUCACGGGUCGGAUUCCAUCCAAGAAAAGCUUGUGAGCAGAUGUCUCGGGUACCUGACACGACCGGCGAUAUCUUUUGUGCUCAAACUGUUUUCGGUCAUCCAAACUCUUCCUUUUGAGGCCUGGAAGAGACAGCACAUGGACAUUUACCCUUCCGGUUCAUUGGAAGAAAAGCAUGAUAGCAGGAGCAGCAGUAAUAGUAGCAGUAGUAGUAACACAGCUGCUAAUGGAGAAGAAGAAGAAGAUGAUCAUCUCCAUCCGUGCAUUCAACGCCUUGAAAGGCUGGAACAGUUAAUCGAAGAGCUACACAAGAAGCCUGCUGAGAUGCCAUUGGAGAAAGAGCACAUGCUCAAGCAAUCCUUGGACAGGAUCAAGUCUGUGGAAUUUGAUCUUGAGAAAACUAAGAGGGUGCUGCACACAACAUCAAUGAAGCAGGUCGAAAUCACAGAGCUGCUGGAGAAGAUGCGAGAAUCCAGAAUUCAACGGAAGAGGUUCUUUUGUUGAUUUUUAACCGGAGUUUGACAAGGGUUGGUUAAAGAUGUUGUCCAGAAGAGUUUUCACUGCGGGUAAAGGAAUAAUUUUUUACUGCUAACCAUAGAAGAGUAAGAAGAAGGCUGUUUCACCUGUUUGGCUCUCAUAUCAUAUGCACAUUUUUACUUUAGUUCACAAAUGUAGCCCCCCCCCCCCUCCCCCCACAUAAACAUUUUUUCUUCUCUUUCCAAAUGUAGCCAGAAUGAGUUCAGGGUUAAUGUAAAAGACAGCCAAAGUAUAUUUGUUUCUAACUAUGCUUGGCACAUAUCUGUUGAUAAUGAACUGAGUUCCCAAUG